Molecule: messenger RNA, 1714 nt
Organism: Diceros bicornis minor
Lineage: Eukaryota; Metazoa; Chordata; Mammalia; Perissodactyla; Rhinocerotidae
Product: fibroblast growth factor-binding protein 1-like
Exons: 2
Coding region: 103-1269 (388 amino acids)
Biological process (GO): cell-cell signaling
Molecular function (GO): growth factor binding
Source: RefSeq, a predicted model, not a curated record
UCACACUGCAGAUGAGACAGCUGCAAGCCUGCAAGCUCACUCUGGAAUCUGGGAUUGCACUGGACCUGCAUCCUCAGGACAAGAUUCCACCAAGCUGAAGCCAUGAGGAUCCAUAGCCUCACCCUGCUGCCCUUCCUCCUUCUGCCCGCUCAGGUGCUCUUGGUGGUGGGCGCACCGAAAUCACGGGAGGGGCAAAGCAGUAUGGCAACCAAAGAUCAUUGGAUCCCUCUGGGCAAGCCCCAAAUUGUACAGAAAGACAGGGAACACAAGCCCCUGGUCAAUGGUGUCAUUGUCACCCCAGACCUGGCCUCAUGUACUGUGACUCUGAUGGAGCAUGAGGAGGGCACCGCCAUGAAGGCUGUGUGCUCCCGAAUGGACCAUGACUUUUCCUGUGUCUUUACCAGCAACCCAACUUCCUGCAUAGAGGGUUGUAAAAGUGAUAUGAUCUACUGGACACAAAUUGCCCAUCACUUAAGCUGCCAGAGGAACCUCUGUGAGGAUGCACAUGUGGUUCUAAGGAGCAGAGUCUGCAGUAGGAGGUUUCCAGAAUCCAAUUUCAAGCUGGUGUACUCCACUCUGAUCAGCCAUCUCAACCAGUGCGAUGAGGACAUCACCCCCUGGUGGCAUAUCAUAAUCCACGAGGCCCCUCCCACGAGUACUACAGAAGUCAUACCAUUCUUUCCAGUGCAGGGCAUCCAGACCGUAGCACCUGUCCCUACAGAGGUGAUCCAAGUCACAAAGACCACCCCUACAGUGCCCAUUGUGAUUGAACAGACCACGCCAACUGAGGAGGUAAACGUGGAAGAGACCACCACUACCCAGCAGCCCAAGACUGAACAGACCACAGUCACAGUGCCCAUCGUGAUUGAACAGACCACCCCUACUGAGGAGGUGAAAGUGGAAGAGAUCACCACUACACAGCAGCCCAAGAUUGAACAGACCACAGCCACAGUGCCCAUUGUGAUUGAACAGACCACGCCCACUGAGCAGGUGAAAGUUGAAGAGAUCACCACUACACAGCAGCCCAAGAUUGAACAGACCACAGCCACAGUGCCCAUCGUGAUUGAACAGACCACGCCCACUGAACAGAUAAAACUGGAAGAGAUCACCACUACCCAGCAGCCCCAGGUUGAAGAGACCACCCCCACGGAGUCAUUCUACAAUGAGGUUACCACCCCCAAACCCAACUGUAAGGAUGACUCAGGCAUCAAAAUCAAGCAGACGAUAAUCUACCAGUCAUCUCAACAUAUAGGUCAGAAGAAAGUCUAACAGAGUUCCCUGAGUGACUCUGAUGAUGUAGGGAGCGCCUUCUGAAAAACCUUUGGCGCUGUAAUACAGGAUGAACAACUUAAUGAGGCAAAUGCAAAUGGAGUCAGUUAGGAGAUGUCAUGCCAUUAGUUCCUCUGUGGGACUGAGCCGUAAAGCUCUCCAGCUUCUCCAUGAAAUACGUAGGAAAUUUUGUGCUGUGGGAAUGCAGUGGAUUGUUAAACAAGCUUUGUAAUUCUUUGUUAGUGUUUGGAAAUUCCUAUGUAUUCACUUCCUUGAAUGUGAUUUUCAGAGACUGUUUACCUCAGCAUAUGUUUUCAUGGCCCACAAUGCUGUGUGUACAUAAGCAUUGAGGACCAGUCUUUGAGCUGAACAAGCCAGAGUAAUGAUUUCAGUGCGAUGCAUUUUUUCUCAAAUUAAUAGACAAUAAAGCUUUUCUUCAAAAAUA